Molecule: messenger RNA, 582 nt
Organism: Penicillium olsonii
Lineage: Eukaryota; Fungi; Ascomycota; Eurotiomycetes; Eurotiales; Aspergillaceae
Source: the annotation of a GenBank genome assembly
AUGACGUUCCGCGAGAAGGUCAAGCGGGUGUUCCGCUCCAAGUCUGACAAGUCUGCCGGCAAGCCCAAAAUUGAGUACUACCGCCGCCACGAGUGUCCGCCCUCCAAAUUCAAGGGCCCCUUCGAUCGGGAUCACCAGAAGCGUCUGGCAGCCUGGUCCUUUGCCGGGGCUACCGUGGAGAAGGAUCGGGCCUGUGAAUUAUCCCUGUCGCCAUGCGCCACGUACGACCUCCCUUCUGAUUCGGUGGCCCCCGACGCUGUCGAUCCAGCCGAUCCAGCCCCAGAGCCCGUCGAAAGAGUCGAUCCAGUCGAGGAAUCCGAACCCGAAUCUUCCCCUCGUGCCGACGACUCCGGCUCCCAGUCUUCCACUAUCCUCAACCCCUCCAGCUACAGCGGCUCGAUGAGAACCCUCCUCAACGAGACCUCCAUCUACGAGAUCCCAGAGGAUAUCAAAGACCCCAAAUUCUACCUGAAAGAGUCUGUGCGCUACACCUCCCCGUGUAUCCUCUCCGCCCGGAAACAAGUCCCUUUCAACCCCGAGGAUCUCACUCGCGCCUUGAUUGCCGUCCAGGUCUGCGCCUGA